CUUUCCUUCCCCUUUCCCUCCAUCCUCUCAAGAAGAAGGAAAGAAUUGAUUGUCCCCAUCUGGAAGAAAAAGGAUCCGACCUCAUUACUUUUUCAUCACCUGGCUCGGGUUCGAAACUAAAAAGCUUUUGAACAAAUCGGGAUGCCACUGUAAUCGAAAAACACACGGCGUUGUAUCGAACGGCUGCUCGCCCGAGCAGAUGAAGACAGAGGCAGCGACAGUGUCCUAAUCCAAAUCCAAUACGUCUCUUGGGCCUAUCUCUCUAUUCAUUUCUUCGGUCAUUGUUCGUGAAAGAGCAGGUGGAGGCGUGAUUCCUCGGACUUCGGAGUCGUUUUAUCGUGAUAUACCAAAGACCGGAGAAUCUUGGAAGGCCCGAAACGUUGCAGGGAUGGGCUUUUUGGAUCUCUUCGUAGUGGCUUCUAUGCCCGUCCUCAAAGUGCUCCUCAUCACAGCACUUGGGUUAUACCUCGCCCUCGAUCAUGUCGAUGUCAUGGGUGAGGCCACGAGAAAGCAAAUGAAUCGACUAGUAUAUCUCGUGUUCAAUCCGGCACUGGUGGCCAGCAAUCUCGCCAAUACAAUUACUUCGGAGAGCAUCCUUCUCUUGUGGUUUAUGCCGAUCAACAUCCUUCUCACAUUUGUUAUCGGCUCCGCAUUGGGAUGGAUACUCAUAAAAGUGACACGAGCACCGCGGCAUCUAAAAGGCCUCAUUUUGGGCUGCUGUGCUGCAGGAAAUUUGGGUAAUCUGCCGUUAAUUAUCGUCCCGGCAGUGUGCAAAGAAAAGGGAAGUCCAUUCGGAGACCCAGAUGUUUGCCAGACAUAUGGACUGGCUUAUGCUUCACUAUCCAUGGCGAUUGGAGCCAUAUACUUGUGGUCAUAUGUUUACAACAUCGUCCGGAUCUCCUCGAACAAAGUCAGCAGUGAAGUGAAGACAGAAGAGUCAAUUGAGGAUGCGAAAUCUGCCUUUGAGACACACAAGUCAGCUCAAGAGCACACGCAACCGCUUCUUUCUCUGGAUAAAGAUGCUUCGUAUGACCUGAUGCUUCCUUCAACCAUUUCCAAGGCCAAUGGACAGGUUACAUUGUGGCACAAGGUAAAGCAAUGCAUGGCAACGAUUGCAGGAAAGAUUAAUCUGGGAUCUAUGUUGACGCCGUCGACUUCUGGAGCGAUGGUUGGAUUUGCGAUUGGCUUAGUGCCUUUCAUACGGCAUCUGAUGAUAGGUACUGGUGCUCCUCUGCGCGUCUUUGAAGACACCGCUUCUUUGCUCGGUGGCGCAGCUAUCCCUUGUGUUACACUAAUAAUGGGAGGCAACCUUCUUCGAGGAAUGAGAGGGUCGGGUAUGCAGCUGUCUCUGAUCGUUGGAGUCCUAGCAGUCCGCUACAUACUCCUGCCUCUUUUCGGGAUAGCUAUCGUGAAAGGCGCCCUUUAUCUCGGCCUAAUUCACUUCGAUCCGCUCUAUAUGUUCAUCUUGCUACUGCAAUUCGCACUUCCUCCGGCGAUGAACAUCGGCACCAUAACGCAGCUGUUCGGAGCAGGGGAGAGCGAAUGCUCGGUUGUUAUGCUGUGGACUUAUGCCUUGGCUUCAGUAGCACUCACCCUAUGGUCGACCUUCUUCAUGUGGCUUGUGUCUUGAACCGAGCACCCGAUACCAGAAUAUCCGCAUUCUUUUGAGGGAUUUUGCCCACAGUACAAUUUUGAUUAGUUCUCCUGAGGAUACUGACAGUAGAUGCAUUGAUAUUCAAUCAUUGAUCAGCUGUGAAAUAUUCGGGAAUAUUUUUGUGUUCGAGGAACACGACAUCGUCUAGCAUAUAAUUGUCUGACUCCUCUUCCUUUCUAA
This is a messenger RNA of Punica granatum (pomegranate), 1834 nucleotides long. The record is from RefSeq and is a predicted model, not a curated record. Lineage: Eukaryota; Viridiplantae; Streptophyta; Magnoliopsida; Myrtales; Lythraceae.